This is a messenger RNA of Zea mays, 404 nucleotides long. RefSeq lists its product as uncharacterized. The transcript has a single exon. The record is from RefSeq and is a predicted model, not a curated record. Lineage: Eukaryota; Viridiplantae; Streptophyta; Magnoliopsida; Poales; Poaceae. Bases 45 to 323 code for a protein of 92 amino acids.
ACGUUCUCUAACAAGAAGCACAGAUAGCAACAACAAUAACAACAAUGGUCGCGUUCGAGCGUAGUAGGAGCACAACCACAGUGGUGCUCCUCGUCCUUUUGAUGCCGCUACUGCUGUCAUCAUCCACCGCGUCGGAGGCACACAUCCAGAAGAAAUGGAGACCCCCAAUAAUCUAUCCAUGGAUGCCCCCGAUAAUCUAUCCAUCGCCGAUACCACCUCCACACCAUGGGCGCGACUUGGACUUGCCCUUCAUGAACAACAAGCACACCCCACCGGCGUCACAGCAAGAUGACCAAGCUGUUGUCGGCUCGUUGCAGCCUUAGCUUUGAAUGUGUUGCAUGGGUUGUUAUAUUUAUGGUGAGGAAUAAAUUUAAUUAACUUUGAAUAAUUUCCAAUGUAUUUGA